CGAUGAUAUGCAUCAUCAAAUAGGAUCUGAAGUAUUAGAAGCUCAAGUACAGUAAGUACAAACUGUCGUUACCGAAAUAUUCCCCGCCAACCAUGAAUGAGAAAGAACCGUGCACUGCAGAUCUCGAAGAGUAUGUAUGAUGGAAAAAUAUGGAAAUGCUGGUACAGGUAUGCGUGAACGCUGAACAUGACUAGUGAUGCAAUGAGAUGUGUUGCUACAGUGAAAGAAACUUGAAGUAUGAAGAAAUAAUGCAACAUGAUGUGAUCGUCGAAGGCGAAUGUGGAGUGGUAGGUCAUCUCAACACCGUAUACGAGUUGUUAGCUGGGGGUCUCCGUCCAUUCGCUCCUCUCCCUUUCAUCGUUCUAAAGGCCACUACACUCGUUCAAUCCCAGGUCAGAGUUUUGUCCUGGACGUCGAUGGCUUUUCUACUCGUUCCCUUAAGCCUAUAUGGACCCUCUCCGAUACAACUUCACUUCUUCCCCAGGAAUUUCAUCCCUGACAACCCACCACUCUUCUGUCCACCAGAACUCUGCUGCGACGACGGACUCAGCACCGAAAACAUCGACACCUGGUCUCUCGGCGACUGGUGCAUGCUCGAGAACGCGUGAGGCGCGGAGGGACCCGUAGGGAAGAAGGAGCUGGCGGUAGGGGUGCGUGGUGGGGCAGAGUAUUGGUAGGAAGACAUGAUGCUUGGUGAAUAUGAUGUGGCGGUGGCGUGGGGGUUUGAACGACAAUUGGAGGUCGACGCGGAUGUAUGGGUGUUGACGUAGGGAGUGCAAAUGGGGAUGUUAAGAGUGACGGAGGCGAUGUUUGUACGGGUGUUCGUGAAGGUGACUGAGAGAAGGAUGUCGAUGAUGCGGGUGGCGAAACCACAAAGUGCAACGUCCAACUAAAGUCUAUAUGACCGUGUUCGUGAUGCUGAUCCUAUUGCAGGUCGUGAAGAGACGAUGCGUGCAAGCCGUGAAAUGCGAAUGAAAUGACAGUGGGCGGCAGGCGAGAGAAUGUAAUCCGUUCCUGCGGAUGUAGUAAAACCGAUGCGAAUGCGGUGGGUGCGUGUAGCGGAGGGUCGUGAAGCGUCACGGACGUGGAAUUAUACAGUCAAGUAAAAACCAAGCAGAGAAUAGUCGUGAAGGACGGAUGUCCCGGGAAAGGUGGCUGGCGGGUGAAGGGAUUGGCGGGGGAAUGGG
This is a messenger RNA of Stereum hirsutum FP-91666 SS1, 1187 nucleotides long. RefSeq lists its product as uncharacterized. The record is from RefSeq and is a predicted model, not a curated record. The coding region runs from base 207 to 608 and encodes 133 amino acids. The transcript has a single exon. NCBI's taxonomy places the organism in Eukaryota, Fungi, Basidiomycota, Agaricomycetes, Russulales, Stereaceae.